AUGGAGAACUCAGCAGACAUCGAUAGGAUCAGCAAUUUACCAGAUGAGUUACUCUGUCACAUACUGUCUUUUCUAUCAACCAAACUUGCUUUUACCACCGCCGUUCUUUCUAAGCGGUGGAGGCCACUCUUCAACCUCAUUACCAAACUCAUCAAAACAUUAGACCUCAACUUUCAUCCUAGGAAUCGCAAGAGUUUCAACCAUUGGAUCAAAACUGCAAAACAGCAUCCUCUCGAGAAUCUCGAACUACGUAGCAUGCUUCACCACAACAAGAGGAUCACCUUGUGGCCAAGUAUUUUCAUAUUUCCAACACUUGUUGUUCUCAAAUUGACGAAACUAAAAGUGGUUGAUAAUAUCUCUGUCGAUCUUCCCUCUCUUAAGACCCUUCAUUUGAUUAAUGUAAUGUUAAAAAAUAAGGAUAAUUUCAACAAGCUUCUUAAUGGGUGUCCAAUUUUAGAAGAUUUGCACACAAACAUUUACUAUAUGGAAGAACAAGGCGAAGGUGUUAGGCUUAAGCCCUUAUCCAAAUUGAUGAGUGCCAAUUUCAGUAGUACACUUGAUGUUCCUAUUAAAGCAAUUCAAAAUGUCCAUUUUUUACAAUUUAAGAUUUUGGGGAUGUCUCUUGAGCCAAAGAUAAAUUCGUAUUAUAGUGACUUUCUUUUACUUCAAAACUUAAUCCACCUUGAAUUACACUUUUAUCACAUGCAUCAGUGGGACGAUGUCGUGGAAUUGCUCCUGACUUGCACCAAGCUUCAAAUUCUUUCUAUUAAGCUUAAGUGGUCAUACUUAUCCAACAAAGAUUUGGAUAUAAACCCAAAUGUUGUUCCUAAGUGCAUUUCUUCUCACCUCAGAUCAUGUACUUUAAACUAUGAGGGCUUCAAAGAUCAAAUUCAAUUUGCAACAUAUAUUUUAGAGAAUGCCCCACUUUUACGAGUCAUGAAGAUCACCGUUGCUGAAAAAUUUUCAAGUCAGGGAGAUUUAUAUGAAUUAGAAUCGUGUCCAAGGAUUUCUUCCGAAUGUGAACUUUCAAUUAGUGUCACCUAG
Messenger RNA from Trifolium pratense (red clover), 1044 nucleotides. Its product is annotated as FBD-associated F-box protein At4g10400-like. The transcript has 4 exons. Lineage: Eukaryota; Viridiplantae; Streptophyta; Magnoliopsida; Fabales; Fabaceae. Gene Ontology annotation, molecular function: protein binding. Bases 1 to 1044 code for a protein of 347 amino acids. The record is from RefSeq and is a predicted model, not a curated record.